AUGGUCUUAAAUGUUUACUACGAGGAUGCGCUUCCCAAAUUGCAGACGGUUUUCAGUAACCAACAAAUCAUAUCGUUUUGUGUUCCUCACGCGCUCCAACAUGGUGUCUUUCAAACGCCUGCGAGCGCAAUACUGAAUGUCUUUAUGAAAUUUUGGAAAGAAAAUUCUAUCAGUGACUCAGAUGUGCUGAGAGCUCUCAAUUUGCCAAGGUUUUCCUUUGAUGAUUCUAUGUCGAGAUUUUGGAUUAAAGUCAUGGAAAGUCGUUACAAUGAAGAUAAAAGGGGUAGCAUGAUGGCCGACAUUAUAUUUCAGAUGUUCGAGAAAGACGUCCCGACAUUAAUCGCCGGGGGAGUUAACACCAACCCUACCUAUAGAUCUAUUUUGGUAAAUCUGGAGCGUUUGUCAAAGGAAUAG
Molecule: messenger RNA, 414 nt
Organism: Plasmopara halstedii
Lineage: Eukaryota; Oomycota; Peronosporomycetes; Peronosporales; Peronosporaceae
Exons: 1
Coding region: 1-414 (137 amino acids)
Source: RefSeq, a predicted model, not a curated record